This is a messenger RNA of Suricata suricatta (meerkat), 6959 nucleotides long. It is a transcript of the gene TDRD6, whose product is annotated as tudor domain containing 6. NCBI's taxonomy places the organism in Eukaryota, Metazoa, Chordata, Mammalia, Carnivora, Herpestidae. The coding region runs from base 1 to 6408 and encodes 2135 amino acids. The record is from RefSeq and is a predicted model, not a curated record. Gene Ontology annotation, biological process: spermatogenesis. The transcript is spliced from 5 exons.
AUGCCCGCGGGGCGCAGGCGCAUCCCGGCCUCCUCCGCCUGGGCCCAGGAGCGGUCGGGCCCUAACGCCCGGGCACAGGCCCCGGCGCCUCCAGGUCUCCUUCCCGUUCCUCCAGGGCCCAGCUCGGCGCGGGCUCACGGGCUCUAUCAGCACCCUGCGGACCGCCGGAAAGCGAGCCACCCUGCGCCGUGGGCCCCUGCCCGCCCUCCGCCAGGCCUUCCCACUGCGCCCUCCCUCGCGGAAGGCGCGCCUUCUAAACCCUCGGCCUCGCCGGGCGAGCUGUGCCUGGUGCAGGUGGGGCUCUUGUGGCACCGCUGCCGCGUGGUCAGCCAGCAGGCGCAGGAGAGUCGCGUCUUCCUGCUCGACGAGGGCCGCUUCGUCACGGCGGGCGCCGACUCCCUGGCGCCGGGGCGCAGCGACUUCUUCCACCUGCCCUCCGAGGUGCUGGGCUGCGUGCUGGCCGGCCUGGUGCCGGCGGGCGGCGGCGAGCCCCAGCACUGGCCGCCCGGUGCGGUGGACUUCCUCAGCGGACUGCAGGGCAAGCAGGUGCACGGGCGCGUGCUGGACGUGCUGCUGCUCCAUCGCCUGGUCCUCCUGGAGGCGCCAGAGCUGUCCCAGCAGAUGCAGGAGCUCGGCCUGGCCCGCCAGGUGCCCGACAGCCUCUUCCGCUCGCUGCUCCAGGGCUACCUGACGGUGGCCCCCGGCAGCACAGGCUCGGGGGCCCAGGUCCCCUCGCGAGUCCCUCCCAAGCAGGAGCACCCUGGGCUGGAUUAUUUCUACCCGCAGCUGCAGCUGGGCGUGACGGAGCCCGUGGUGGUAACUCAGGUGUGCCACCCCCAUCGCAUUCACUGCCAGCUCCGGAGCCUCUCGCAGGAGAUCCACCGCCUGUCCGAGAGCAUGGCGCAGAUUUACCAGGACUCCUCGAGGACGGAGCAUAAGAACUCUACCAGUGCCCCACGGGAGGAGAGGGAGGAGAGCCCAGACAAGCCUGGCUCUCCGUGUGCAUCCUGUGGGUUGGACGGACAUUGGUACAGAGCGCUCUUGCUUGAGACCUUUCGACCCCAGCGCUGUGCCCAGGUGCUCCACGUAGACUACGGAAGGAAGGAGUUAGUGAGUUGCAGUAGUCUCCGCUACUUGCUGUCCGAGUAUUUUCGAAUGCCCGUGGUGACCUACCCCUGUGCUUUGUAUGGACUCUGGGACGGUGGGAGAGGCUGGUCUCGGUCACAGGUCGGUGACCUGAAGGCACUGAUCCUGGGCCAGGCGGUGAAUGCAAAGAUUGAAUUCUACUGUUCCUUUGAGCAUGUGUAUUACGUCACUCUGUACGGAGAAGAUGGGAUCAACCUUAAUUGUGUAUUCGGAGUAAGGUCCUGUUGCUUGGCCGACCGAUUCCUGCAAAGCCGGGGAAUGGAGGAGGAAGAGGGGGAAGAGGAGGAGGAGGAGGAGGAAGUGGAGGAGGAGGAGGAGGAGGACCCACAAGCAACAGCUUUUCAGUCUCAGUCUCCUGCUGAAGAAGCGGAUGAAGAGAUUCCACUCCCAGCCUUAAGAUCCACCAGGUUAAAGAUAAACGCCUUCUAUGAUGCCCAGGUAGAGUUUGUUAAAAAUCCUUCGGAGUUUUGGAUUCGGUUGAGGAAGCACAAUGGCACCUUCAGCAAACUGAUGAGGAGAAUGUGCAGUUUCUAUUCCUCAGCAAGUAAGCUGGAGGGUGUAGUGCUGAAACCCGAACCUGAUGACCUUUGCUGUGUCAGAUGGAAAGAAAAUGGCUAUUAUCGGGCUGUGGUCACCAGAUUGGACGACAAGAGUGUGGAUGUAUUCCUAGUUGACCGUGGCAGUUUGGAAAGCGUGGAUUGGUAUGACGUGAGGAUGCUGCUUCCUCAGUUUAGGCGGCUGCCAGUACUGGCUCUGAAGUGCACGCUGGCGGAUAUUUGGCCUUUGGGGAAAAGUUGGAGCCAGGAGGCAGUUUCCUUUUUUAAAAAGACUGUGCUCCACAAAGAAUUAGUUAUCCAUGUCCUUGAUAAGCAGGAUAAGCAAUAUGUUAUUGAGAUUCUUGAUGAAUCAAGAACAGGGGAAGAAAACAUUAGUAAGGUAAUUGCUCAAGCUGGGUAUGCCAAGUAUCAGGAGUUUGAAACGAAGGAGAGAAUUACCCUAAGUGCCCAUUCUCCAGGGUAUGUUUCAAACCAUUUUACUGCUGUGAAUAACAAAAUCAUUCCUGCCAAGAGGGGAGAAGUAGAACAGAAAGCCAAGAGAGACAACAACCCAACUACCUCCGCUUCAGAAAUUUUGACUGAUCCACCAGUCGCUACGGGUAUCCCAACUGGACUAGUUGUGCAGGAAAAAGAGAAGAGAGUAUCUGUUUAUUCCCCUCUUAUGCAAAAUUUCCUGGAAGUUAAGCCAGGCUCUUCUUAUAAAGGAGAGAUGAAAGUUGGAAGUACAGUAGAAGUCAAAGUGUCUUAUGUUGAAAACCCCGGCUACUUCUGGUGCCAGCUGACCAGGAACGUUCAAGACUUUAAAACUUUGAUGUGUAAUAUCCAGGACUACUGCAAGAACACAGCUGCUCCCUACCAGGGAAAUGCCCCCGUUUGUCUGGCAAAACGAACAGUAGACGGAAAAUGGUCCAGAGCUGUGAUUCACAGGGCACAGUCUUCAGAGCAUGUCCAAGUAAUGUUUGUAGAUUAUGGAGACAAAGAUAUGGUAGCUGUGAAGAAUAUUUACUCAAUUAGCGAAGAGUUUCUCAAGGUUAAGGCUCAGGCUUUUCGGUGCAGUCUUUAUAAUUUAAUUCAACCCCCUGGUCAAAAUCCUUUUGCUUGGGAUGAAAAGGCAGUCCAAGCCUUUAAUGAAUUUGUAGACAACGCAUGGGAAAACAAUCUCGAAUUAAAAUGCACAAUAUUUGCUUUGGCUUCAGCGCAUGAUGAAGAGCUGUUUAACAUUGUAGAUUUGCUAACACCUUUCCAGAGCGCAUGCCAUUUUUUGGUAGAAAAGAGACUUGCAAGGCCAGUUAAACUUCAGAAGCCCCUGGAGUCCUCCAUUCAGCUACAUUCUUACUACUAUUCGACACACGAUAUGAAAAUUGGCAGCGAAGAACUGGUGUAUAUAACACACGUUGAUGACCCUUGGGCAUUUUAUUGCCAGCUGGGAAGAAAUGCAAAUAUUUUAGAACGGUUGUCCUGUAAUAUUACACAAUUAAGUAAAGUUCUACUGAAUUUAAAAACAUCCACCUUGCUCCCCGGAAACUUGUGCCUUGCCAAGUACACUGAUGGAAACUGGUAUAGGGGAAUAACAAUAGAAAAAGAACCAAAUAAAGUCUUUUUUGUUGAUUUUGGAAACAUUUAUGUAGUAACAAAUGAUGAUCUGCUUCCAAUACCUAGGGAUGCAUAUGAUGUCUUACUUCUAUCCAUGCAAGCUGUUAAAUGUUCAUUGUCUGACAUACCUGAUCAUAUACCAGAAGAAAUUACAGCAUGGUUCAAGGAGACUGUUUUAGAUAAGUCACUGAAGGCUUUGGUUGUAGCAAAAGAUCCAGAUGGAAGACUGAUUAUAGAACUCUAUGAUGACAAUAUUCAAAUCAACACAAAAAUCAAUGAGAAGUUAGCAUUACUUGGCUACAAAAGUGGGACAAGAAAAAAAAAAGCAAGCAAAGACCUCCUCACCGCAACAGAAUCCCUUGAAGUAAAGAAGGAACAUCUGAACUUGUUACCUGCAGGGCGUUUAAGUAAAUCAGUAGAGAACUCUGCAUUAUGUAGUCUGGAGAUCUUGGAAGAAUCACACAAAUCUAAGACCAGCCCAGCACAGAGGGAAACCAAGCUUUUACAAAGUUGGACAAAGACAAACUUAUUCACUCAGUAUCAGGACUCUGUGGGACAUAAUCAGGUGUGUCCAUUCACAACCGAGAAGAAAGAAGAAAGUUUAGCUGAGCCACCUUUUAAAGCCACAAGACUAGAAGCUACCCUUUCAGAGAGAAACAUAGGAGAUUCAUAUCCCAAAAAUGUGCCUCUAAAAUUUUCUGAGCUCCCUCAGAAGAUUAUAAUGCCCGGCUUUAAAACAGUUGUCUAUGUUUCCCAUAUAAAUGACCUUUCAGACUUUUAUGUUCAACUAACAGAAGAUGAAGCUGAAAUCACUAGUCUUUCAAAGAGAUUAAACGAUGUUAGGACCAGGCCAGAAUUUUAUUCAGGUCCACCUUUGCAGAGAGGAGAUGUAAUGUGUGCCGUUUUUCCUGAAGACAAUUUAUGGUAUCGUGCUGUGGUCAAGGGACGACAACCCAAUGACCUUCUCUCUGUACAGUUUAUAGAUUAUGGCAAUGUUUCCAUGGUCCACACUAACAAGAUAGGUAAGCUGGACCUUAUUAACACACUGGCCCCAGCACUGUGCAUUCACUGCUCCUUGAAGGGACUUUGGGUUCCUGAGAUUUUAGACUGUAAGGAAAUGACGCAUUACUUUUCCCAAAAGACAGAAGAGGUUCAAGUAAGAUGUGAAUUUGUUCAAUUUCAAGACAGGUGGGAAGUUAUUCUUGCUGAUGAACAUGGGAUUAUAGCAGAAGACCUGAUAAGUAGAUACAUUUUUUGUGAAAAAUCUCAAGUAGGACUUUCUAACCAAAUAAUUAAAGGUGCCUGUUCAAAGUCUGUCAACAAAACAGACAUGGACAAUUCACUGUUUCUUAACUGGUACAAUCCAAAGAUCAAGACAAUAAGAGCAUAUGCCACUGUGAUAGAUGGACCCGAAUAUUUUUGGUGUCAGUUUGCUGAUACUGAUAAACUUCAGUUUUUAGAAGUAGAAGUACAAACCGCCGGGGAACAAGUAACAAGUUGGAGAAGUUGUGUCCAAUGCCCUCGUAUUGGAGAUCCUUGCAUAGUGAGAUAUAGAGAGGACGGGCAUUACUAUAGAGCACUUAUCACCAGUAUUUGUGAUGAUUAUCUUGUAUCUGUCAGGCUUGUGGACUUUGGAAACCUUGAGGACUGUGUGGACCCCAAAGCACUCUGGAAUAUUCCUUCUGAACUCUUGGUGGUUCCCAUGCAAGCCUUUCCGUGUUGCCUCUCAGGAUUUAAUAUUUCAGAAGGUGCAUGCCCUCAAGAGGGAAAUGACUAUUUUUAUGAAAUAGUAACAGAAGACGUGUUGGAGAUAACAAUAUUAGAAAUCAAAAGGGAUGUUUGUAAUAUCCCUUUAGCAAUUGUUGACUUGAAAAGCAAAGGCAAAAGUAUUAAUGAGAAAAUGAAGAAAUAUUCUAAGAUUAGUAUUAGUAACAGUGAUCUGCCCUAUGAAAAAAGUGAUCCAGAGAUAAAAGGAGCUCUUGGAUCCCUGAGUCCUGUGGUUGGAUUUAAGAAAGCAAGUAGUAAAAUUGGACAAGAGAAAACACUAUAUGUGGAAGCACAGGCAGAUGAGUUCCCUGGAAGAAUAGAAAAAAACUUAAACAUUAUUGAAGCCAAACCAACUAAAUUCUAUAGCCCUGACCCUGACAACAUCUUUGAAGCUUUCACAAACCCAUGCGAAGAUAAAAUUGGCAUUGAGGUACUGGAAGGUAAAAGAGAGUCCCAUUUGGUUGGCAAAGCAAAGUUUGAUGAUAAAUAUCUCAUGACAGGAUUUAGCAUGUUACUACCGCAGGCUAGUGAAACAAAGGAGAUAUUAGAACUGAAGUCACUUGAGGUGCCACUUUCUCCUGAUGAUGAAUCCAAAGAGUUCCUGGAACUGGAAUCCACUGAAUUACAGCAUUCUCUAGUCGGGGAUGAAGAAAAAGAAGAGCCAAGCCUGGUGUCUACAGUUGUGCCCCUCCCCCAAAACUAUGACACAGAAGCCACCCUGCACAUAUUUACAGAGCAGCUUCCCCUCAACUGUGAAUCUGAGAAACAGCCAGAACUAGAAUUACCCACAGCCCAGCUGUGUUUAGAUGACAAAAUAAACCCUUUGUCUCUAGGAUUCGGUCAGAAAGCCCAAGACCCCAUGUGUGCCGAAGACACAAGGAAGUCAAGUUGUGUAGAAUGUUUUGAGGACCAGCCUACACUACCCUUAAGUCUACAUGAAAAGAAUUGCAAUCCCAACAUGCAAAUUGAAAUGAAUGUAUAUAAAGAAGAAUUUACAGACCAUAAAAACAGAGAUGCCAUUUCAUCAUCGACUUUGUUCUCUGAAGAAGAAUCCAGAGAUGGAAGGAAACACAAUAAUUCUUUACAAGAUCAUGUUUCAGCUCAGCCAGAAAACACCUACACUCUGAGAGGAUUUGCUGUUGGAUCCAAAUGUGUUGUGUGGUCAAGUCUAAGUAACACAUGGUCUGCAUGUGAGAUUCUGGAAAUAGGUGAAGAAAGCACAAGGGUUUUGAACCUUUCAAAUGGUAUGGAGGAGAUAGUGAACCCCGAGAAUGUCUGGAAUGGCAUACCCAAAUUAGAGAAGCGUCCAUCUGAGAAAAGGAAUCUGAAGGUGAUAGAGAUUUAACUGUGGACCCAUAGACGUGGCCAGUCCAUUGAGACUACUCUUAAACAUGUGCAUCUUACCCAGACUGACAGAUUAUUUGAGCAAGUCAAGAGCAUAUAAUCACAAGAAGUUGUCAUUUUUGAAAACCUUGAUACAUGCUGACAACAGAAUAGCUCUCAGGACAACGAUGCCGUGUAUUUAUAGCAGUAUUGCUUUGCAUAUGAAUCUGGGAUCGUUUUCUCUCUUUAAGUAUGUUCUGUUUCUAAUAAGUUAGGAGAAUUUAUUUUUCUAAGCAAGUUGCUAACACAUUACUCAAAUUUCCAAAAAAACAAACCCUAUUUUUGUGUAUUUUGAAUAUAGCAUUUAAAUUAAAAUAGAAAGUUAUAAUUUUAUGACAAGUCUAUUAUAUGAUACUACUUAGAGGGAUGGGUUUAUUAGCAUAACUUUCAGACUUUUGUGUUGUUUCUGAAGCUUUGUUUUGUCUGUAUAGUUAACAUUUGAUUAAUAUUCUGUUUGAUUUUGGAAGUAUUCUAAUAUGACAUAGAUUUGAAUAAAGUUUCUCCUUAAAGGUG